Messenger RNA from Lobosporangium transversale, 255 nucleotides. RefSeq lists its product as hypothetical. The annotation marks the transcript as partial. NCBI's taxonomy places the organism in Eukaryota, Fungi, Mortierellomycota, Mortierellomycetes, Mortierellales, Mortierellaceae. The record is from RefSeq and is a predicted model, not a curated record. The transcript has a single exon.
CGUGCAGACGAUAUCUCAUCAUACCACCGCCUUGACUGGGUCAUACCUGUCAUUCAGUUAUUCCAUCUUCAAAUGCUUCUGGCCUCAACAAUUUUGCGUACCCAUUAUGGCACUGCUUCAACACCUGGUUCAAUUGCGUUCAAUGUAUCGUUGCUUGAACGAAAGAGGGUUUCCCUAGAGAAGCCUGAUUUUCAUGCCACAAAUGAGCUUCUCCGCGAGUCAUUUGAUGCACUAGUACAACGGGCAUGGGAGCUU